Messenger RNA from Acanthaster planci (crown-of-thorns starfish), 4177 nucleotides. Its product is annotated as cytochrome P450 3A24-like. Gene Ontology annotation, molecular function: oxidoreductase activity, acting on paired donors, with incorporation or reduction of molecular oxygen; heme binding; steroid hydroxylase activity. The record is from RefSeq and is a predicted model, not a curated record. Lineage: Eukaryota; Metazoa; Echinodermata; Asteroidea; Valvatida; Acanthasteridae.
GGACAGAUUACUAGUUCAUCCCCCCACCGUGAAUGGAUUCAUCCAACGGGUGCGAUGUUCUAGACUUCCUUGUCCAAUUAUAACUUCAGCUAAUAUCCACGUCCAUUGCCGUCAUUAUUAAUCAUUAUUGCUUCUACAAAGGGACAGCACUUGGUAGAAUAGUCAAACAUGGAGGUGUUCGGGUUUGGAGUGUCGAUGACAUUGUUUCUGGUUGUCGGUACGGUGCUCAUAUUUGCUUGGUAUGAUUGGUGGUGUCAUCAGUACUUCCAAAGACGAGGCAUCCCCGUGGGAAUAUGGAAGGCUUUGGAUGAAUAUAGAGAGAAGUAUGGAAAGAUUGUCGGGACGUAUGACUUCCAAUGCCCGGUUCUGAUCGUCAGUGACCCAAUAAUAAUUAAGCAUAUCCUGGUCAAGAGUUUCUCCAAUUUUCACAACCGUUGGACAAGGCCAAUUAUUCGCUAUGAUCGUUCACCUGUCGGUAGAGGUAUGUUUUUCUUGGAAGAUGGAGAUUGGAAGAACAUCCGGAACACUCUGACGCCGUCUUUCACUGCUGCUAAGAUGAAACAAAUGCCACCGGUGAUCAACGAGUGUUGUGAUACUCUAAUCACAAGUAUUAGUGAGGCACGAACGGGAGGCAAGGCAGUCGACUGCAAAGCGCUGUUCGGUGCCUUCACUAUGGAUGUCAUUGCGUGUUGUGCAUUCGGUCUGAAUGUGGACUCACAGAAGGACAAGGAUGAUCCCUUUGUGCAGAAUGCUAAGAUUCUUCUUGACGCUGGACGCUUCACAAAGCCUUUUGCUAUACUCAUUUCCAUUUUUCCAUUUUUGGCCCGCUUGUUUGGCUUUUUGGGAGCGGAGAUGGCUUUCGACAAGAAGGCUACCAAGUUUUUCCAGGACGUUACAGAGGCUACAUGUAAAUUGCGUAAAGAGGAAGGGGCAACAGCCCUUAAAGAGCGCAUCGACCUACUUCAGCUGAUGCUGAACGCCCACAAUGACCCUGAUACUGAUCUGGAAGACACGCCCAUCGCAGAGAACGGCUUGGAAGGGGGCAUGGCCCAACGCAAGCCCCUGUCAACUGAGGAUAUAAUGGCUCAGGGGGUUCAGUUUUUCCUGGCUGGGUACGAGACAACCAAUACGCUUCUGACUUUCACCGCUUACCUGCUGGCUACCAACCAACACGUGCAGGAAAAGCUACACGCUGAAAUUGACAACCUCGCUCCCACGAGAGACAACCUUGGCUAUGACGUCAUCGCCAAGAUGGAGUAUCUGGAUAUGGUGAUCAGUGAAUCACUGCGCAUGUAUCCUCCAGUAAUCUUCCUUGAGCGCUUGUGCAACGAAACUGUGAGCUGUGAUGGCUUUGUCAUUGAAAAGGGUGUUACUCUGGUCGUACCCGUCUGGAGUCUUCAUUAUGAAGAAGAAUACUGGAAAAACCCGACCAAAUUUGAUCCCGAAAGAUUCAGCCCUGAGAACAAGGCAACAGUCCAGCCAUUCACCUAUCUACCAUUUGGCUUCGGACCACGGAUCUGUUUUGGUAUGCGCUUUGCCUUGCUGGAAGGCAAGAUGGCGCUGGUACGUGUGAUGCAACAGUAUCGCUUUGAUGUCAGCUCGGAAACCGAGAUAGAUGAUCAGAUUUAUGAAGGAUCGCCAGCUUGGUGUGAGCUAAGGCUGAACAUGGAGCUCUUUGGAUUUGAACUGUCCACGACGUGGGUCCUCGUCGCUUGCGUGGUUCUCAUGUUGGCAUGGUAUGACCGGUGGUGUCAUCAGUACUUCCAGAGGCGAGGCAUCCCAGUGGCUGGCUACGUUCCUAUUUUUGGCAAUAGACUGCAAUGGUUGAAGGGAAUAUGCCAGACGUUUGCAGGAUACCACAAGGAGUGUGGAAAGGUAUUUGGAGUCUAUGACUUCCGACGCCCAAUUUUGUUCAUCAAUGACCCGGAGAUUCUCAAGCAUAUUAUGGUGAAGAAUUUCUCCAACUUCUACAACCAUACGUCGAAUCCCCUGAUUAAGAUGGAUCCUUCACCAGUCGGUAGAGGCUUGUUCUUCUUGGAAAACGAAGACUGGAAGAACAUCCGCAACACGCUGACGCCCUCGUUUACGGCAGCUAAGAUGAAAUACAUGACUCCGCUAAUUAAUGGGUGUUCCGACACUCUCCUGAAAAGUAUCGACGAGGCACGAAGGGGAGACAAGGCCGUCGACUGCAGAGAGGUCUUCGGGGGUUUCACCAUGGACGUUAUUGCGAGUUGUGCCUUCGGCCUGAACGUGGAUUCCCAGAAAAACAAGGACGAUCCCUUUGUCCAGAAUGCGAAGAUCCUCUUAAGUGGGAGGGGUUUCAACAGUACCUGGGCCCUACUUGCCUCACUUUUCCCAUUCUUGGCCCCCUGGUUCGCUCACUUUGGAAUCGGCCUCGUUUUCGACCCGAAGAGCGUCAAGUUUUUUCUGGGCGUGACAGAGGCUGCAUUCAAGAUGCGUAAAGAGGAGGGCGCCACGACCUCAAAACACAUCGAUCUGCUUCAGCUGAUGCUAAACGCCCACAAUGACCCUGACACGGAUCCAGAAGACACGCCCAUGGCAGAGGACGGCCUACGGACAGGGCGCGUGACCCAACGUAAGCCGCUGUCAACAAGGGAUGUUAUGGCUCAGGCAGUGCAAUUUUUCCUGGCUGGGUACGAGACAACCAACUCGCUGCUGACUUUCACCGCUUACCUGCUGGCCACCAACCAAGACGUGCAGGAAAAGCUACACGCUGAGAUUGACAACCUCGCUCACACGAAAGACAACCUUGGCUAUGACGUCAUCGCCAAGAUGGAGUAUUUGGACAUGGUCAUCAACGAGUCAUUGCGCAUGUACCCUCCACUUUCUUUUACUGACAGACGAUGCAACCAAACACUAAACGUCGAUGGCCUUGUCAUUGAAAAGGGUGUCACUGUGUUCGUAGGCAUCUGGAACCUUCAUCACAAUGAGGAAUUCUGGACGAAUCCAAACAAAUUUGAUCCUGAAAGAUUCAGCCCUGAGAACAAGGUGUCCAUCAAACCGUUCACCUAUCUACCAUUUGGCUUUGGACCACGGAUCUGUUUUGGUAUGCGCUUUGCCUUGAUGGAAGGCAAGAUGGCGCUUGUACGUGUGAUGCAACAGUAUCGCUUUGAUGUCAGCUCGGAGACCGAGAUUCCAAUUCGUCUCAGUAAGACUGGACUUAUUGCGCCGAACAAGUUGAUGUUGGAUAUUGUCCCACGGAAGUAGGUCACUCAUCAGCACCAAUAUGACAUGUGGAUCUCCAAGCUUCUGCGCUCGCCUAAUGUACAGUACAAUAUUACUGCCCUCCACAAUCACGCACAGCGGAGCAAUAUUUGAUGUACCAGACAAGUCACAAGGCACUUUAACUAAUCUAGAUAUAUUUGCAUGUUUGUCAUCUUGCGCGGUAGUGUGUGUGCGUUUAGUUCCAGAUUUGAGGAUUUUUUCACUUUGUUCAUGCUCCUGGUUGCAUGGAUGGAUGCCCCCUUAUCUAUCAAUACCAUAUUAUAUGAAAUACAUAAAAUACAUGCCUCAGGAAAUUUGGUAUGAAAAAUAUUAAUUUUGCCAACUUGUUAACUGAAAUUGUCUGUACCAAAACAAAACAUUAUAAUCCAGUGAGGAAAAGAGAAUGUUAGAUUUAAAGGUCUAAUAUACGUGACAAGUUGUAGUUAAUGAAUUGUUUAUAAAGGGAUGAUUUAUUUUACAGUAAAAGGUUAGAGCAUUGUCUGAAAUAUUUUCCUUUAAUAUAGGCCUACUCUAAGAUGUCAGCUUUGCAUAAUGUCUGCAUAAGUUUUUCUUAAUUUCAAGGUGAUAAUGAUAGAUUAUUUUCUGUUUAUAAAAAGCCACCAGUUCGAUAUUUCAAACAAGCAAGGUCAUUCGGGAACAAAGCACGAGCGCGAGUCGGCGUAUCCAGUCCAAGCGCAACAACAGAGGGCGUGUUGUUUGGAACCAUAGGCUGAGUUCAGGCGGCUUGUUCCCGUAUGUUCACGAACAUUCGAUUUGUUGUUAGUGGGUCGGCUGCUCGAACGCCGGGGAAAAACAAACAAAAUGCAACAUGGCGGCGUCCAUGUACGUUACUCGAGAGUUAAGGCUUGGAUGGGUUGAUAAACAGGAACAUUCAUUUCUGUGUUUGGGAAAAUAAUUAAUGUUAUUGUUGCAAAACUUCCCAUUGUCUGCA